Alexandromys fortis (reed vole) is the source of this 5201-nucleotide messenger RNA. It is a transcript of the gene Pnma3, whose product is annotated as PNMA family member 3. Gene Ontology annotation, molecular function: zinc ion binding; nucleic acid binding. The record is from RefSeq and is a predicted model, not a curated record. The transcript is spliced from 3 exons. The coding region runs from base 737 to 3985 and encodes 1082 amino acids. NCBI's taxonomy places the organism in Eukaryota, Metazoa, Chordata, Mammalia, Rodentia, Cricetidae.
UCCUAGGGCUGGGCUGUUGAUUAUAGUGUGUGUUAGGGUGGGCAAUCUAACCCUAGGGAAGACACUCAAGGUUUUGAUUUCAGAUCAGAGUAGGAAACUCAAGCUCCAGAUCCUCUGUGAAGAAAGAAAGGAUAAGGCUUUCAGUUACUCUGUAGCAGAGCGUAUUGGGGAGAAGCUCCAGCUGGUAUGGGUAAGAUGGCUCACUUCCUCCAAUAAGGCCACACCUCCUAGCCCUUCUAAUACUAUCAAAGAGUUCCACCCUCUGGUGUCGAUGGAUGUUUCUUUGGUCUGCCAGCUCACAAAAAAAAUUACCCUGAGAUUUAUUAUUAAUCCCUAUAGCUUUAGGCUUGUUCCACUAGCUCUUAUAACUCAAAUUAACCCUUUUCUAUUCAUCUACGUGUUGCCAGGUGAUUUGUGGCUUUUACCUCUCCUGCAUGUCUUGCUCUCCCUGCUUCUGGCUCACAACACCUCCUUUCUUCUCCGAGUUCUCUGUUCUCAGAAGUCCCUCUUCCUGCCUAGCUAAUGGCCAUUCAGCUCUUUAUUAAACCAAUCACAGUGACACAUCUGCACACAGUGUACAGGAAUAAUCCGCAACACCCUGACUAAGUAUUCAAAUAUAUGAGUCUAUGGGGGCCAUUCUUAUUUAAAUAACGGAGGCAGGGCUGUCUGAUACCAACUUUCAUUUUUCUCUUUUGCACUCACAGACCGCUGCAGAGGAUCACACUUUUGUCCAAUCAUGUGCUGUCCAUCUAGUCCCCCUGCUAUGGGACUGGCUAUUCUUGAGGACUGGUGCAGGUGGAUGGGUGCCAAUGCCCAGCGCUCCCUGCUCAUCCUGGGUAUCCCUGAUGACUGUGAGGAAGAAGAAUUCCAGGAGGCUGUGCAGGCUGCCCUCAGGCCCCUGGGCAGGUACCGAGUGCUUGGCAAGGUCUUCAGAAAAGAGAUCGGGGCAAAGGUCGCUUUGGUUGAAUUCGCUGACAAUUUAAACCAAAGUCUGAUCCCCCAACAAAUACCAAAUGAUAGGGGGCCCUGGACUGUGAUCUUCCUGCCUCGGGUCCCUGAUAUCGAGCUACAGGACACAGUCAAUUUCCCUGCACAGGCUCACGGGCAAGCUUUGGAAGGGUCUUCAGGUGGGGCAGGGGCUUCAGGUAGAUCAGGGGCUACAAUGGAGGAAGGAGAUGUAGUUAGGGCUGUGGGUGAGGCAGGAGGAGCAGCUGAGGAAGGAGCCGAGGAUGAGGCAAGAGUACCUUUUGAGGAAGGAGCUGAGGGUGAGGAAGGAGGAGCAGAUGUGGCUCCUCCUGCCCCCUUCCUACUGGAGGAAGGAGCUGCAGCCAAGGCAAGAGUGUCAGAAGAGGAAGAAACAGAAGGUGAGGAAGGAGCGGGUGAGGCAGGAGGAGCAGCCCAGGAAGAAGCUGCAGCUGAGGCGAGCAUGCCAGAUGAGGAAGGAGCAGGGGCAGAUGGGGAAGGAGUUGUAGAUGAGGGAGGGGUUGUGUAUGAGGCAGCAGUAGUAGAUGAAGCAAGGUUGUCAGACGAGAGGGCUGUGGAUGGGGAAGAUGAUGUAGUUGAGGCAGGGGCUGCGAGCAUGUCUGAUGAGGAGGGAGCUGGAGGUGACAUGGGGGUCGCAGGUGUUAUAGGAGCUAUGGGUUGGGCAGGGGCUGCAGGUGAGGUAGGGGCUGCAGGAGAAGGAGGCGUUUUAGAGGCAGGAGCAGGAGGUGAUGAGGGGUCUGCAGGUGAUGAGGAGUCUGCAGGUGAUGAGGGCUCUGGAGAUGAUGAGGGUUUUGCAGGUGAUGAGGGCUCUGGGAGCGAUGAGGGGUCUGCAGGGGAUGAAGGCUCUGUGGAUGAUGGAGGGGCCGUGGGAGAAGCAGGAGCUGUAGGAGAGGAUGAGGCAGGAGCAGUAGGUGAGGCAAGACUGUCAGAUGAGGAGGGAGCUGCAGGUGACAUGGGAGUUGCAGGCAUUCUAGGAGCCGUGGGAUUGGCAGGAGCCGCAGGUGAGGCAGGAGGCUCGGGUGAGGAAGGGCCCUUUGAUGUGGCAGGAGGGGCACAUGGGGCUGGAGCCUGGAUCCAGCAUUGGGGCCAAGCCGUGCAGCCUAUCCUGGAAAACAUGGCCUACCAGGAGCUGAGGCACUUCUCUGGGAUGGAAGAGCCCGGCUGUGGGGGUCUGUCUUUCGAGAGCUGGUUGGACCACGCCAAUGACAUGCUAUACAUGUGGCGCCACAUAUCCGAGACGGAACGGCGUCGGCGGCUGGUCGAGAGCUUGGGCGGCCCUGCCCUGAAUCUCCUGUGUGAGCUUCUGGAAGAGAAUCCAGACACCCCUGCGCAGGACUGCCUGGCUGCACUGGUGCAGGUGUUUGGCAACAAGGAUACUAUCACAAGUUCACGGAGGUAUGUUGGGGGUGGGCAGCAGCAGGUGACGUCACCUGAGGCCCCAGGUUGCCCAAGGCCUAGGCAACAGACUUGUCGCGUGAUCCUCAUGCGCCAAUGGCUCAGCGGUCUCCCAGGCGACGCGGAGGGUCCGCGCUUCAGCGCCACAGCACCCCCGCCCCAAGUCCGCACUGCAGAGAGCGGAGGCGAGCCCGCGCCAGCGCAUUGGACGACGUGCGAAUCUCUUGAAGUUGGAGCCAUGCCAUUGAACCUGUUGCAGGACUGGUGUAGGGGGGAGCAUCUGAACACCCAGAGGUCUAUGCUGAUCCUGGGGAUUCCUGAGGACUGUAGUGAGAAUGAAUUUGAGGAGACUCUGCACGAAGCUCUCAGGCAUCUGGGAAGAUAUAGGAUCAUUGGCAGGAUGUUUAGGAGGGAGGAGAACGCCCAGGCCUUUCUGGUGGAACUUGCACAUGAUUUUGACUAUGCGUUGGUACCCAGGGAAAUAGAAGGAAAGGGUGGGCCCUGGGAAGUGAUUGUGAACCCCCCUAAUUCAGAUGAUGAAUUUCUCAAUAGACUGAACCACUUCUUAGAGGAAGAGAGGCGCUCAGUAUCAGACUUAAACAGGCUCCUUGGGACACACUCUAAUUAUUCACCUAACAAAGCAGCGAUAACAGCAGAUUUCUGGGCCUGGGCUCAGACCUUCGGUGCAGUGAUGCAGCCUCUGCUAGAACAAAUGUUCUACCGAGAACUAAGAGUCUUUUCUGGGAACACAGCGUCAGUCCCAGGGUUAUUGGCCUUUGAGUCCUGGCUUGAGCACACCACUGAGAUGUUACAGAUGUGGCAGGUACCUGAGGUGGAGAAGAGGCGGAGGCUGGUGGAAUGCUUGCAAGGCCCCGCUCUACAAGUGGUCAAUGUGCUCCGUGCCAACAAUGCUGCCGUCACAGUGAAGGAGUGCCUGGAGGCCCUGCGCCAGGUAUUUGGGCCUGUGGAGAGCCGCAGAAUGGCCCAGAUGAAAUUUUGUAAGGCUUAUCAGGAGCCAGGAGAGACAGUUUCUAACUUUGUGGUCCGUUUGGAGACCCUGCUCCAAAAAGCCCUAGAGAAAAGGGCAAUAGCACGAAGGAAUGUGAAUCAGACCCGCCUUAAACGAAUCUUAGGUGGGGCCAUCCUUACUGGAAAACUUCGAGAGAAACUUAAGCUAAUGAAACGGCGUCGGAAGCCACCUGGUUUCCUGGCCCUGAUGAGUUUAUUUCGUGAGGAGGAGGAGUGGGAAGCUACUAUGGGGGCAGAGAAUAGCUGCCCACAGGGGCUGGAAAUAGGCAGGGAGAGGGCACUGUUUGUUCCUGCCUUUGACAGUGGUCUUGAGAAAAGACCUUACCAGGGUUCCCGUCGCCGGAGGGGCAGAGGCCAGCACCGAAGGGGAGGUGUGCCCAGAGAUAGAUCUCAAGGUGCAAGAAAGCGGAAUUAUGACACAUUCUGCUAUAGUUGCGGGGAAGAAGGCCACAUCAGAGUACACUGCUUGAACCCAUCCAACCGGACCUUAGUGAAGCAGAAGAGACGGGCUGCAAUGGAGAUGGGAAACGGGGCCUGGGCUUGGGAGAAGAGCCACCCCAAGCCCAAGACCAACUAGGCUCCAGGGAACAGGGUAACCACUGUUCCCGUAAGCCAAGGAGACAAAAAAGAUGUUUGAAGGAGGGGAAAGAGCAGUUCAGAGAAAUGGCAGGGGACCUUAGUAAGGUACAAUGGCAAAAUAACCAGGCACAAGUUAAGUCCCCUAAGCCAAUGCCAGCUGGAGAAAACUCUAACAAGCAAAACUACACCACAUUCAGCUCAGUAAUGAGCAGAUGCAAGGCUCCUAGGAUGUACCAUAGGAGGAAGCCAGGAGCUGCUGCAGCUGCAUGGAGCCACAAGGACUCAGAUGGGGACAUCAGGAAAGCAGAGGCAGAAGAUAGGAAGGCUGUGACUCUAAGAAACCUAGCAACUUCCAGUCCCCAUGGGGUGUGGAGGCUGUCCUGGCCAGAGAGAACCAAUGCCUGGGGAGAAGUGCAGCAAGGCCGGGAGACAGCGCUCCGGAGAGGAGGCCGCAGGAUCCAGCCCGUCUUCAGGAUCAUCUACACUGCUCUAGGGGAGCCUCACGAGGGCAGCACCCUUGAGUCCUUUCGUGAGUGAAACACCAGGGUCCCUGGACCCAAAGGCCCCGGGACACCAGUGCCAGCCCGGAGGCAGAUCCCAUCCUGGCACCCCGGCAGGACUGUGAGUGGGGGGAAGACAGCAGUGCCCAAGAAGAUCCCCGGGCUGGGGGUGCGUACCCAGCACCAUAAGAUUUGUGCCCUCAGCUGGUCUGAGAGCCCGUGAGUGUGCAGGACAGAUUGGUGUGGACGAGGAGGUGGAAGAGCAGCAGCAGGAGGACUUGGUGGGGCGGUAGUUUGUUCUGCUCUCUUUUGUCCAGGGCUGCUGGAGAAUUCCAGAGAGCAAGCAAGGAGAGCCUGGUGAAUACAACUCGGCAGGCAGCUGCCACGGCUGGCCCCCAACCCUGCCCACCCGAGAGGGUGGCCUGGCGCUGCUGCCGAGGUGCCAUCCUCCGUCUGCCACCCACACCAGACGGGUGGAAGUUACAGAAGAGGCCGCCUCAAGGGUUCUUUCUGCCUGGCUCUCCCAACACGGAUGCCCCCUCCCCAUGGCCAUCCCGAGGGAGGCUACUCCCGCCUCUGACACCCCCUCCCCCCACUUCUCUGCUAACCUCAUAGUGACCCACUCGGCUGUCCACCGAGUCCUUUUCCCCCUUGAGUGCUCAUCCCCCACCCGUUGCUUCUGUACCAAGCUGUGAGUGAAGUGUGUGUUAACUU